This is a messenger RNA of Dromiciops gliroides (monito del monte), 3841 nucleotides long. It is a transcript of the gene RASSF4, whose product is annotated as Ras association domain family member 4. The coding region runs from base 314 to 1288 and encodes 324 amino acids. NCBI's taxonomy places the organism in Eukaryota, Metazoa, Chordata, Mammalia, Microbiotheria, Microbiotheriidae. Gene Ontology annotation, biological process: signal transduction. The record is from RefSeq and is a predicted model, not a curated record. The transcript is spliced from 13 exons.
GGGACAGUGGACGGGGCUGCUGCUGGGAGCGGAGCCGGCCACGCGCAGGGCGAGAAGGGCGCUCGGGGUGGACGCUCCCGUGCUGGCCUCGGGAGUCGUGAGUGGGUGAAGGACCUGAGGUCCAGAAGUGAAAUUAUACGCCUCAAGUCUUCCAACUAGUCAGUGUGCAGAACCAGAAUUCGAACUCAGGUCAACUGCCUCCAAAUCCCAAUUCUACUAUUUAUUCCUGUGUGACUUUGGGUGAGGAAGUUGAGGUCCAGAGUCAUUUAUUCAGCUGAUUGACUCCUAGUCCCCCACAGAGCUGCUGGUCAGGAUGGACGAAGAAAUCCUGCCCAAUUCGCAUGUGCUCAUCAGUGGCAGUAAAUCCAUUCUCAAGUCCGAACUAUUAUCUCUGCUAAAAACGUACAAUUGUUAUCAUGAAGGAAGAAACUUCCAGCUGAGACAUCGAGAGGAAGAAGGAGAACUGAUCAUCGAAGGGCUACUCAACAUAUCCUGGGGAUUGAGGCGACCCAUUCGACUCCAGAUGCAGGAUGAUAAUGAAAGAAUCCACCUCUCUACAGCCCCAUGGAAGAAAGACCUGCCUAGUAUAAGCCAAAAGGGACUUCACCAGGGUGCCAGAGAGACCAUCGAGGAGUCAAACCCUCAUACCACGGUGACCUCAGAAAGCCAUGGCACUGACUCAACAGAUUCUGUAAAUGGUGAAGAGGAGACACCACAGCUCAUGCGGACAAAAAGUGAUGCAAGUUGCAUGAUUCAGCGAAGAUCAAAGUGCCGCACACUGGGAGAAGCUCAGAAGAUAAAGCGGCAUAGAUUCUCAAUCAAUGGGCAUUUCUAUAACCACAAGACUUCAGUGUUUACUCCUGCCUACGGAUCCGUGACCAAUGUGAGAGUCAACAGCACCAUGACAACUGUCCAAGUGCUGACGCUGCUUCUGAACAAGUUUAGGGUUGAAAAUGGCCCCAGCGAGUUUGCCCUCUAUGUAGUUCAUGAAUCAGGGGAACGGACAAAACUGAAAGACUGUGAAUAUCCACUGAUUUCAAGAAUCCUGCAUGGGCCGUGUGAGAAAAUCGCCAAAAUAUUUCUGAUGGAAACGGACUUAGGAGAAGAAGUUCCCUAUGAUGUCGCUCAGUACAUUAAGUUUGAAAUGCCGGUGCUGGACAGUUUUGUUGAAAAAUUAAAAGAAGAGGAGGAAAGAGAAAUAAUCAAACUGACUCUGAAGUUCCGCACUCUCCGCCUGAUGAUGAUGCAGCGCCUGGAGCAGCUGACAGAGCCAGAAGAGUUGGCGUAGCUUCCAGUUUCCAGGACGACCAGAGAUAGCAAAGUCGGGAUGGAGAAAAGUCUACCGGAUACAACCACCUGAAGCCAAUCGGCUGCAAUCUUUGAUACUCACCCUCUAAUUGCCACUUAAACCAACUCCCCAGAACAACUUGGGGCUGAACACACUGUUUGUCUGUAUGGCACUAACACCUUGUCUCUUGCUAUUAACCACAUCUCUGAAGUCUCUGAAGUUGUUCCCUCAUCACUGUGGAGACUGGACCAGACCUUAGGGGAAAAGGAACUUUCAGAUGAGGUACCUACAGCUGACAUCUUUCUUUGGCAGAGUUUGGCACCACCCCUUUUAUUGCCUAGUAGUGAGGAUUAGGAGUAGGAUAUGUGGCAUGCGUAGGGAGGAGCGAUAGCAGUUGUAUGAGCCUCUAGCUUCCAUCCUUGCUGCCUGCAUGGUGGCUGGUCCCUGAGCAGCUGGUGUGUAAGGUCAGCCCAUCUGUCCUUUGCCUUGGAUAAUGUCUCUGAAUAACCUCUCCCCACUGCUCCUUUUGUCACCAGAAAGGGGUGGGGUGUACAUCACACGAUUUGUGCUCUCCUGUCACCUCUGUAUCAUGAAUUCACAAUAACUCACACAGUGUGGGUGUGCUGCCAUGCUGUAAUAACACCAGCCUUGCUAGUGGUCGACAAGGGUCAAUGUUGAAAUAACAGCUAUUUGUAACAAUGACUUGGCCUUGGGUACUAGGCUGUCAUGAAUCUCAGCAAUACAAACCUGAAAGUCAAAGUCACUUAUAUUCUCCUCCCCACUACCCCCUCCAGAAAAAAAAAAGUCAAUCAUACAAAUACUCAUACCAGUCCUGGCUCUUUAAGAAAGCAAUGAAAUUUGUGGACCGUGUACCAGGUAACUCAUGAUGGGAACAUAUCCAACUUGUUUUGGCCACUCUUAAAGGGGUAUUGCCACUCUACAGUAGCAUGGGUGGAGGUCCAAGGGAGGGACUAGUUUACACAAUAUGCCCAGAUAACCCUAAGACAAAAUACUAAAUGAGAAGGUAUCAGAGAAGGGCAAAACAAAAGUGCUUUGUGUAACCCGAGUCAAAGAAGGUGAUGCCAGGGCACAUAACUAUGAUUUCUACCUCUGAAACAGUCAGUAUAAUGCUUGUUGAUUCCUUCAAAGUGACACUGAAGCCAUGAAUGCUUGCACUGGGAGAAAAGGGCUUCGAGUUCCCGGGAGACGCAAUGGUGAAGAAAUCUUGUAUUUUUCUACUAAGGAAAAAUUCCAGUAAUGAAGUGGCCUUUGCAGAAAUAUGCAGUUGCAGGAAACAGCCUCUGGAAAUGCUUGGUCAAAACAGAACCAAACCUAUAGCCUACUUUCUCCUUUGGGACCACUAUCUUGUGACUGGCUCCCCAACCAUCUUCUAACCCUUUCCCCUAAUAAGUGUAUGACAAACUUGGAGCAAAUAGAUUUUGGAGAGGUCCAAAGGCAACAAGGAUUGAUUAAGCACUUUGUUAUUGUGAUUGUCUUCUUUGCACAGAAAAGUCACAUUCCUGGGAGCAUGGGUCAAGAUCAGCUGAAAGUCACUGAUCCUGGCAAUGACUUCAGGGGGUUUAGGGGAAAUCUGUGUGUGCUUUUUUUUUUUUUUAAACCAGAUCUGUGAUUUCAUCACUGUGGUAAAUUCCCUCUUCUAAGGCAGAUAAGUACCUGAUCUGAUGGUUAUAAUUCAAGGGAAUUAGUUGCCUGGGCCAGGCCACUGAGACAUUAAUUUACUUAUCUAGGCUCCCACAGACAAUAUAUGUUAGUGUCAGGACUGGAACUCAGCUCUUCUUGAUCCUGGGGCCAGCUCACCACCUAUAAUGUGUCAUUGCCUCUGUGCAUACACUUCGAAUGCAAAAAUUCUAUUCCCAUGUCUUUGUCCUUGUGCCCUCUGUAGAGUGCUUCUGGUUAUGUUGAACUAGUAAAAAUCAAAAAUGUUCAUUUUAAGAUUUUCCAGAAACCUCUUCUGAUGUCACUCUAUGCUGGCUGUUAAUGAGAUCUAGGCAUUAUCCUGAGAAAACUUUUUAUUAACAAGAGACUCAAGGAGUCUCUCAGUGAAUAUGGAGGAAUGAUAGCUAAGAGAGCACGCUUUUGAAAAUUGUUGUUUGCUUGUGCAUGUUGCCCUGUUCCUUGGACUUUCAGGUCUUAUCCCUUAGUAUGGAUGUUGAACAAUGUUUGGCAGCUAAGUCUGUUUCUGCUUCCUAUUAAAGACAAAAUACAGUCUCUUUGAAUUCCCAUGUACAUUACCAUCAGCGGGACUGAAUCUAUAGGCCUUAUUUGAGAGAGAUUGGAGAGAAGAUAUCUGGAAUUAACCUUGGUUUGUAGAGUAAGCAAAUGCUCUGUGAAAUUCCAAAUAUUGGAACCUAUUCCUCUAAUUUUUUUCUCUCUUCUUUUCCUACAACUGUAUGCAGUCCAUUCAUUCAAAAUUCUAGAAAAAUUAGCCAAGAAGCCAAAAGAGAAAGCCGUUUUCUUCCUCUGCAAGUUUGAGUUUUUAAAUAUAGCUGUUUAUGACACACAUACAAAUAAAGCUUCAAUAUUUUUCUAAAA